AAAGGAAGAUAUAUAAAGUUUAUAUGACAAUUACCCCCAGCUGUGAAAUCUAGUCCACUGCAGAACUUGAGCACUUAUCAACAACAAAAGAUAUGUGGAAGCUGAAGAUUGCAGAGGGCAGAGGACCCUAUUUGUUUAGUACCAACAACUUUGUAGGCAGACAAAUUUGGGAAUAUGAACCUGAUGCAGGAACUCCGGAAGAGCGAGGAGAGGUUGAAAAUGCUCGAGAGCGUUUUAGCAAAAACUGCAGUGUUAACGGAGUUCACCCCUGCGGUGAUCUGCUUAUGAGAAUGCAGCUUAUUAAGGAGAGUGGAAUCGAUGUUUUGAGCCUACCACCACUCAGACUGGGAGAAAAUGAGGAGGCAAACUAUGAGGCAACCACCAGGGCUGUGAAGAAAGCUCUUAGGUUAAAUCGUGCUAUCCAAGCACAUGACGGUCACUGGCCGGCUGAAAAUGCAGGACCCCUGUUCUUUACACCACCCCUCAUCAUUGCUUUGUACAUCAGUGGAUCAAUUAACACAGUUCUUACUCAAGAACACAUAAAGGAGAUGAUUCGUUAUAUGUACAAUCACCAAAAUAAAGAUGGAGGGUGGGGUUUCUAUAUCGAGGGUCAUAGCACUAUGAUUGGCACGGCGCUCAGCUAUGUUGCAUUAAGGUUACUUGGGGAAGGACCGAGUGGCGGUAAUGGUGCAGUUGAGAGAGCAAGAAAAUGGAUCUUAGAUCAUGGCGGUGCUUCUUCUAUACCCUCCUGGGGGAAGGCCUAUCUCUCGGUUCUUGGAGUGUAUGAGUGGGAAGGGUGUAACCCGUUACCUCCAGAGUUUUGGCUGUUCCCCACAUCGUUUCCUUUUCAUCCAGCGAAUAUGUUCGUCUACUGCCGCACAACUUACAUGCCAAUGUCCUAUUUGUAUGGAAAAAAAUGUCAUGGACCCAUCACGGGCCUUGUAUUAGAUUUAAGACAAGAAAUAUACCAAAUCUCUUAUGAGGAGAUAAACUGGAACAAACAGCGUCAUAACUGUUGCAAGGAGGAUCUCUACUACCCACAUAGCUUUCUUCAAGAUCUGUUAUGGGAUGGACUUCACUAUCUUAGCGAACCAAUCUUCAAAUACUGGCCUUUCAGCAAAUUACGGAACAGAGGUCUAGAAAGGGUUAUCAAACUGAUGCGUUAUGGAGCAGAAGAGAGCAGAUACAUAACCAGUGGAUGCAUAGAAAAGAGUUUACAAAUGAUGUGCUGGUGGGCAUUGAAUCCUAAUGGCAAUGAGUUCAAACACCACCUUGCUCGAGUUCCGGACUUCCUCUGGCUAGCUGAGGAUGGCAUGAAAUCGCAGAGCUUUGGUAGUCAACUGUGGGACUGUGUUCUUGCAACUCAAGCAAUUAUGGCAACCGGAAUGGUCGAAGAAUACGGAGAUUCUCUUAAAAAGGCGCAUUUCUACAUAAAAGAAUCACAGGUAAAAGAAAAUCUAUCAGGAAAUUUUGUAAGUAUGCAUCGCAAGAUCACUAAAGGAUCAUGGACCUUCUCCGAUCAAGAUCAGGGGUUAGCCGUCUCUGACUGCACGGCAGAAGCACUGAAGUGUCUACUAUCACUCUCCCAGAUGCCGGAGGAGAUUGCAGGAGAGAAGUCUGAUGUUCAAAGACUUUAUGAUGCCAUAGAUUUCCUACUCUCCUUACAAAAUCCUAGAAGCGGUGGUUUUGCUGUUUGGGAGCCACCAGUUCCAAAGCCAUACUUGGAGAUGCUGAAUCCUUCAGAGUUUUUUGCUGACAUUGUUGUGGAGAGGGAGCACGUUGAAUGCACUGCAUCUAUAAUCCAAGCUCUAUUAGCAUUCAAAAAUUUGCAUCAAGGUUACAGAGAGAAAGAAAUAUCUGUUUCUGUGGCUAAAGCGGUGCAAUAUCUUGAAGGAAAACAAUUGCCAGAUGGUUCAUGGUAUGGUUAUUGGGGAAUUUGCUUUCUGUAUGGCACAUAUUUCGCCCUAGCAGGUUUAAUCUCGGCUGGAAAGACAUAUAAUAACAGUGAAGCAAUAAGAAAAGCUGUUCAAUUUUACAUUUCCACACAGAAUGAAGAGGGUGGUUGGGGGGAGAGUCUGGAAUCAUGCCCAACUGAGAAAUUCACACCAUUGCCGGGUAAUCGAACAAAUUUAGUACAAACAUCUUGGGCAAUGCUCGGGCUCAUGCUUGGUGGACAGGCUGCGAGAGAUCCAACCCCAUUACAUAGAGCUGCCAAGUUGCUGAUUAAUGCACAAAUGGAAAAUGGAGACUUUCCGCAACAGGAAAUUACAGGAGUCUACAUGAAAAAUUGUAUGCUACACUAUCCUCAAUACAGAAAUAUAUUUUCAUUAUGGGCACUUGCAGAAUACCGCAAACGUGUUUGGAUGAAUUGAAAUCUUGCUGUCACAUAGAAGAAUAAAUAUUGAGGAUUUGUUAAAGUUCACUAGUAAAAUGCAUGCUAUAGUUCACACACA
This is a messenger RNA of Daucus carota subsp. sativus, 2453 nucleotides long. RefSeq names its product dammarenediol II synthase-like. Gene Ontology annotation, molecular function: beta-amyrin synthase activity. The transcript has 16 exons. The record is from RefSeq and is a predicted model, not a curated record. Lineage: Eukaryota; Viridiplantae; Streptophyta; Magnoliopsida; Apiales; Apiaceae. Gene Ontology annotation, biological process: triterpenoid biosynthetic process. Gene Ontology annotation, cellular component: lipid droplet. Bases 93 to 2372 code for a protein of 759 amino acids.